This is a messenger RNA of Ilex paraguariensis (yerba mate), 918 nucleotides long. The record is from the annotation of a GenBank genome assembly. Lineage: Eukaryota; Viridiplantae; Streptophyta; Magnoliopsida; Aquifoliales; Aquifoliaceae.
AUGAGUGAUCAAGAACCACUAACAGAGCUUCAAGAGAACGAAGAACGCGGUGGUUUGGAGUCCAGCACGAUUAACCACCUCACCAUGCUCCAACUCAACGCCACCACAAGUCCCACCGACAACUACCACCCCACCACCACAGAACUAGCUGUCCCCGCACAUCAGCACUGCACAAUUUCAGGUAAUGGUUCUAUGAAGAGACGAUCAACCUCAUCAUUGUCUUUUCAAGAACCUACCUCCAAGAAACCCACCCUCCAGCCCUCCUGCACCACCACCACCGAUCACCACGGCCUCCACGGAUUCACCAAGCUUCCACUACCCAUCACGACUCCUCUUCUCCGGCGCUGUGUCUCAGACCCAAUAAACUCUACGGGAACCGACAAUGCCGGUUCUUCCGCUGCCUCGGUUCAAUUCUUGAACCUUCAGUCGCCGGAAAAUCACAACAUCUCUGUUCCGGCAGCAUCCCCAUCUCCGGCUAAUCCGUCUCAAAGUUUUCGCCGGCCGGUGUCUUAUCCAACUUCAUCGGCGUACCAGGUGACCACCAACACACCGCCACGGGUUUCGCUGGCAAGAACAUUUUCUAGGUCGCCAAGUUCUGGAGAGAUUGGUCCGCAUUCUGUUGAGAAAGAGAGUCCCAAUUCUAAGAGAUUGAAGAAAAUGAAGGAAAAGAUGAGAGAAAUGAGGCAAUGGUGGGACCAAAUCAUGCAUGAAGGCGAAGACGAUGACUACGGCUCUGAAAUUAACAAUAGAAACACUCUCAAGGACAACUGUGAGACUGAAUCUGUGGAGGCAAUUCAGGAAUCUGUGUGGGUGGAGAGGAAUGGGGAGUGCAAAACAAUUCACUUCAAGUGUCCCUGUGGUGAAGGCUAUGAGGUCAGACUCCAGUUUACAUCAUACCAGACUGCAACCAAGAGUUGA